Diplodia corticola is the source of this 3084-nucleotide messenger RNA. RefSeq names its product phosphatidate cytidylyltransferase. NCBI's taxonomy places the organism in Eukaryota, Fungi, Ascomycota, Dothideomycetes, Botryosphaeriales, Botryosphaeriaceae. Gene Ontology annotation, cellular component: endoplasmic reticulum membrane. Bases 1 to 3084 code for a protein of 1027 amino acids. Gene Ontology annotation, molecular function: dolichol kinase activity. Gene Ontology annotation, biological process: dolichyl monophosphate biosynthetic process. The transcript has a single exon. The record is from RefSeq and is a predicted model, not a curated record.
AUGACCCAACUAGAAAACGACGAGCCCCCCGAGCCUCCUGCUGCCUCCUCGACCCUGUUGUCGUCACCUCCGCAUCGCCCGCCGCUGCCUACGCCCGCCCUCGACCAUGCGCUUUCGCCCGCCGCAGCUGCCACCGCCAGCGCUCUCGACGAUCCCACCGGCCCAGACGCCCUCCGUCUCCUGAACCGCUCGCCGCACCCGUACCACCGCCGCAGACAGCAAUUGCGCGACCCGCAACAGAGCUCGCCCGCGUGGAGCAACCCAUCAUCGGCAACCUCGUCCGACUACGAGAGCGGCAAUGGUGGAGCGGGCGGGCGGCAGCGCGCCGCGCCGACGUCGUACCCCUCGCAGGCCGCCUCGCGCAGCAUGAGCGAGAGCGGCACCGAGGCCGACGACGAGGGCUACGGCUUCGUCAAGGCGCUGCCCGCGCCGUUCAUCCGGCCGCACAAGGGGCUGAGGGAUGUCAGGGACACCGAUGCGGCGACCGACUCGGGCUUGCUGACGCCGAGCGUGCUGGAGGAGGAGGGGCGCCGGUUGAGCGUCGCCCCGGGCUACUACUCCCAGAGGAUGGGAAAGGGUGGGGUGGAGGAGGAGACGGUGGAGGAAGAGAGGGUGAGGAGGGAGAGGGAAAGGUUCGCCCAGAAGAGAAGGGCGGAGAUGCUGAGGAGGGGGUGUGAGGUCGCCCUCUUGGCGGCGAUUGGGGCUGUGGUGCUGCACGGCGCCGUGGCGCGCAGGAGUCUGGAUGCUUGGAGCAGAGGUAGGAUGAUCAAUGGCUCUUCUGGGGAGGCGCACAAGCUCAUGAUUGUUCCAGCAGAGCUGUCCUGUUGCGUCGUCCUCUACGCGCUGCUCUUCCUGCUCUAUCCCCUCCGACUGCUCCUGCUUCCGCGUACAAGAUCAGCAGAGCAGAGGCCCCGACUAUUAAACCGGAUCCAUAUACCCGCUGCAUUCGACCCGGCCCCGCUCCUAUACCCAGCUGCGAUACCCGUUUUUGUUUCUUUAUCACUAUACCCCAGCAUGGAAAAGCUUCUCUUGCCAAACAUUGUCCUCGCAGCGUCCGCUCUUCCGCCGCUGCUCAUUCCUUCAUACGGUCGCGGUAACGGGUACAGCAUGGAGCAUUGGUUCAUUUCCAUUAUUCCUCUUAUAAUAUCCGAGCAUACCGACAUCCCUUCGAAGAUCAUGGCGGCCAAGCCGUAUCAGCUGAAGGCACCGGCGGAUCGCAUCGAUUCGGAGACCAUCGCUUCGCUUUUUGCGCUACACCAGGCGCUUCUACCUCCGCUUUAUUACCUUACGACGACAAGUCUUCUCCCCGCCGAACUGCAGCUGCUUUCCACAACCCUUAUCAACCUUCUGCUCUUCUCCACUAGCCCGCAGAUGACCAUUCUCAAAUCCAUACUUUGGAUUGGCGGAGUCCUGCUCUUCACGUUCUGCGGUCAUACUUUGAGAUGGAACGUUGCGCUCGCGCGCAUACCGAAAUGGAGGUUUAGACGAGCAGGUCGUAUUGUCAAAGCCCAACAAACAUUCCUCAGCAUCUUAAACGAGGGCCUUCGACCAGGAUCCUCGCGGUCCAGAAGCAGGGGAGGCUUCGCUUCUGACAGUGAUGCUGACGAGGACGGUGUCCCUGAUCAUCUCUCGGAUGACCUUAGGCUCAAGCCUGUGGAAUCUGCACCUGGGACGAUCCAGCACGCCGCCUCAGUUGGAACUCAGCUCGCUUUCGGGGCCUUUCGGGAUGCAAUACUCCCUCCAAGAGACAACAAUUCUCCAGCCACACGGCAAGGGCGUAGGCACACUUUAUCGAGCAUCGACCCCGGCAAAGCUACGUCGCAGUCUGCUGCUGGUAGAGCGAAGCGCAGGAAACAAUCCUACGCGCAAUCGUUUCUCGCACUCACGCCGACGCAGGCUACCGUGAGAAGGUGGCUGUAUGCUGGAUGGGUCUAUGUUGCUAUGGUGCUCCUCGUAUUGGUACCAAUCAGAGCUUACAUUGGUAAGUUUGCUCUGCAUGGCCAAGAACCGUUUGGCUGGGCCAUUGGCUACCUCCUCGGCAACAUUCGGGAUGUCCGCUUCUUCAUCUUUGACUGGGGCCUUUCCAGCUGGAUCAGCCUCCCUCCCCUCCCUGACUUCACCGCGGAGGAGCUCGCCGAGCUUCCACGUGCAGAAUUCAUCCGCCAGGUCCUUUUCGGUGGCGCGGCGAACACCCGCCUCCUCAUCACGGGAUACUGGGUGUUCAUCCUCGUCCUCGGCAUGGCGACGGUGCUUUCCCUCUCGACAACCGUCGAGGUCGACACGCGCCGCAAGGUCUUCCACGGCAUGAUGGUCGCCAUGCUCCUGCCCACAAUCUUCGUCGACCCGUGCUUCAUCGCCCUCACCCUCGCCCUCGUCCUCUCCGUCUUCUGCCUGCUCGACCUCAUCCGCGCGGCGCAACUCCCGCCGUUGUCGAAGCCGCUCGCCUACUUCCUCACCCCCUACGUCGACGGCCGCGACCUGCGCGGCCCCGUCGUCGUCUCCCACAUCUUCCUGCUCAUCGGCUGCGCAAUCCCGCUGUGGCUCAGCCUCGCGGGCGUGCCGCGCGACGGCGGCGGAGGAGGAGGAGGAGGAGGAGGAGGAGGAGGAGAAGAAGGGGGCCCGUGGAGCGGCUGGGAGGUGCGCGGACCGAAGGACGUGAGCAUGGUGGCGGGCGUCGUGUGCGUCGGCAUGGGCGACGCCGCCGCCAGCCUGAUCGGGCGCCGCUGGGGCCGCCGGAAGUGGCCGUGGCUCGGCGGCAAGAGCCUCGAGGGCAGCGUCGCCUUCGCCGCCGCCGUGACCACGGGUCUCGUUUUGGCGAAGGCGUGGCUGCGCCUCGGCCAGUGGGACGGCGGAAGCGGUGGUGCGACAGCCUCUGUCGCCGCCGCCGCCGCCGCCACCGGGGGCCCGCCAGUGUUGUGGCCCGGCUUGUGGGAGGUGCUGCGGUUGGUGAGACCGGUGGAUGUGAGCAAGGCGGCGUGCGCGGGCGCCGCGGCGAGCUUCAUGGAAGCGGUCUUGACGGGAGGGAACGAUAACGUGGUGGUGCCGGUGGUGCUGUGGUUGGUCGUUAGGGGCUUGGGGGUGUGA